AUGGAAUUGGGAAUAGCAUUAUCUGUUGUGCAAACUCUCUUUGCUGCUCUGCAAUGUCCAAUGCUCAAAAAAAUCCCUUCCAUAUGGGGGCACAAAACUAAACUUGAUGAUCUCCAACGCACAGUCGCCACAAUCAAGGCCAUGUUAAGUGAAGCAGAGACCAAACAAGACUUCUCCGAUCAAGUGAAACUCUGGAUCGAGGAGCUCAAGGAUGCGGUUUAUGAUGCUGACGAUCUGUUCGAUGAGUUACUGACUAUCACUAAGCUGAAGCAGCUCAACGAAGAUGGGAAAACCUUCAAAAAGGUGCGGGAUUUCUUCUCUAGAUCUAAUCCUCUCAUUGCUGCUAACAAUGUGUCUCGACGCGUUGAGGAGAUCAGGGAGAGUUUGGAUGCUAUUGCUAGCAAUCACAACAAUUUUGGCUUUAAGGUUGAGUCUAAACAAAACAAGAGGAGAAGGGACGAGACUUGUUCUUAUGUAUACGAGGGUUAUACCGUUGGGAGAGAUGAUGAUGUCGAGAAAAUUGUUGGUUCUUUAAUAGAUCCUUGCAUUCCGAGUGAUGUAUCUUUCCUUACUAUCGUAGGGAUUGGAGGGUUAGGAAAAACUGCACUCGCUCAACUUGUGUAUAAUUGCAAGAAGCAAUUGGACGUAGGAGGGAUUCUUUGUAAGAUUUUGGGCUCGAUUACGGGUGAAAAUUAUGAGCAAUCCAAUGUGAAUUGGGUGCAAUGCCAACUUUGUCAAAGAUUUGCAAGAAAUAGAUAUUUGCUCGUCUUAGAUGAUGUAUGGACCGAGAAUCGUAAUCAGUGGCAAAAGUUGGAAGGAUUCUUAUUGAGUGGCCAAAGCAAAAGUUGUAUAGUGGUAACAACUCGUUCAUAUAAGACCGCGAGCAUUAUUGGGGCGGGCCAAAUACAUGAAUUGCAAGGCUUGUUAAAGGAGAAUUCAUGGCAUUUGUUUAGAAGGAUAGCAUUUGGAUCGGAACAAUCAGUACAUGAUGGGGAUUUGGUCAAGAUCGGCCAAGAAAUUGUUGAAAAAUGUGCCGGAGUUCCUCUUGCUCUACGAGUGGCAGGAAGUCUAUUGUAUGGUAAAAAUAAGAGUCAAUGGAUAUUAUUUCAGAAGAACGGGUUUUCCAACUCCAGAGAACGUCAAAACGAUAUCAUGUCAAUAUUGAAACUUAGUUACCAUCAGCUCGAGUCUCCAUUGAAGAGUUGUUUCACUUAUUGUGCGUUGUUUCCCAAAGGUGUCGUGAUCGAGAAGGGGUUGUUAAUUAGCCUUUGGAUGGCGCAAGGCUUCAUUGUUCCAUUAGACGUUGGUCAAAGGAUAGAAGAUGCUGCCGAUCAGUAUUUUUCUCUUCUACUGCAACGAUUUUUUUUUCAAGAUGUAGAAUGUGAUGAAUAUGGUGAGAUUUUCUCGGUUUACAAUGCACGAUCUCAUGCAUGA
Amaranthus tricolor (Joseph's coat) is the source of this 1434-nucleotide messenger RNA. RefSeq names its product disease resistance protein RGA2-like. Lineage: Eukaryota; Viridiplantae; Streptophyta; Magnoliopsida; Caryophyllales; Amaranthaceae. The record is from RefSeq and is a predicted model, not a curated record. The coding region runs from base 1 to 1434 and encodes 477 amino acids. Gene Ontology annotation, biological process: defense response to other organism. Gene Ontology annotation, molecular function: ADP binding. The transcript has 2 exons.